AUGUUUCUGUCUGGACAGGAGCCUCAGAGCUCGUCCUUCCUUGUCCCUCUGUCACCUCCCCCAAUUCAGACACAGAUAUGGGUGGUGUGCAGCAGACCUGACACCCAGGUGGGAUCCCAGGCAGAAGGGGGUCCAAUGGCCACUGCAAAUUAUGACCCCCACCUGGGCGAAGGCCCAUCUGAUGACUCAGAGAGCCUCCUGGAUAAUUCUGACUCAUGGAGUGUGCUUUCUGAUGACUCAGUGCUUCCUGACUAUGAAAUGGAUGAAAAGCAUACAGAGCCAGCUAAAACUUUGUAUGAGGCCUGCGUUAGGAAUGACCCCACGUCCCUGAACAGGAUCCUGGAAAGAGGAGUCACUGAAGAUGAGGGCAUGGAACUUGACAUCAAUGGCAGGAAUGGACUGAUGUUGGCUGUGAGCAAGGGAUUCAUAGACAUUGUCACCAUGCUGCACACGUGUACAGUAAUAGACAUCAAUCACCAAGACAAUGAUGGCAAUACUGCCCUCAUGAUUGCUGCCCAGGCAGGUUUCAUCAGCAUUCUGAACUAUAUCCUUAACUACUACUCUGGUGUGAACACCGAAGUCAGGGAUCCCCGUGGCUUCACAGCCCUCAUCAAGGCAGGCUUGCAGGGCCGAGAAGAGUGUGUUUCUGCCCUGCUAAUGCAUGGUGCAGAUAUGAAUGCAAUGGACCUGGUCCAAGCGAGAGGUCUAAAGGACUGGAUCCUUAGGACAGGACGUUUUGAAACUCUUAAAAGACUACACCGUCUGCAGGCUCAUUCUGUCGCUGAACAGUUCUGUGAAAGCUACAUUCCUGAGUGGCCUGAGCUUAAGCAAUUGGUAGAAAAGGCCGACACCAAAACAGGCUGUCAGGCGCUGAGGCAGCGCUUAAAAGACAACUUUUCUUUCAGCUUCCCUCAAGACCCCCAAGACAAUGGAGUCAUGGACCAUAUGGUGCGCAUGACCACAGGCAUCCAUAGCCCCCUGAUAGCCACUGGCUGUCGUCCACUCUGUCCCACAAGCCCCCCUGAGAUUGGCAAGCGACGGUUAGCCGUCCCUGAACUGCUUGAAAAGCACAGCAGCAAGGAGUUGGAGGAAAGCACAGUGUCCCACAGUAAAGGCUCCUUCACCACCUCAGGUUCUCCCACUGCUGUGUCAGCCUCCUCUGUAUCCCUGACAUCCUGCCGCCAGGACCUGCCAUUAGGUGGCAUGAGAAGCUUAAUUCCCCACAGCAUAGCAAACAGGAACAGCAUCUUCCCCUCAGGCUGUAUUCCUAAGAUUGAAGUGACAAAGUCUGGGGAACCCACUCCAAAGAAAGAGAAAAAGAAGAAAAUGCAGAAGGGCUACCUGGAACCUCCUGUCUGGAAAAUGGUGCAGUUUCGAGACUGUCCUCUGCUGAAAAACGACCCCAUAACUCAUGGACCAUAA
Messenger RNA from Perca flavescens (yellow perch), 1422 nucleotides. It is a transcript of the gene ankrd33aa, whose product is annotated as ankyrin repeat domain 33Aa. Gene Ontology annotation, molecular function: protein binding. The record is from RefSeq and is a predicted model, not a curated record. The transcript has 6 exons. Bases 1 to 1422 code for a protein of 473 amino acids. Lineage: Eukaryota; Metazoa; Chordata; Actinopteri; Perciformes; Percidae.